CUGUUUAUUUAUUAAUUUGUUUCCCCCAACUACUUCAAUAACUGAAUUUCUGUGCUAAAUGACACCAGCCGCGCCCGUUCCACCCCAGCCCCCGCCGCCGCCUAGCUUAAACAGUUUUCGUACGAGCGUUCAAAAAGAUAAUUUCUCCGUUUCUCGAAUACCCAACGAUGAGUGUAGCUGGGCGUUGGAUUACCCGGAGGUGCAGAAGGGUUGCUUUCUCAGCCGUGUGUGUCAAUAUGCACAGCCCAAGAGAUGCCAAUUUUAUGACAUACCAAGUUUUCUACAAGUAGGACCCACCUGUGGGCUAACGGCGCUAAGCAUGUUGCUUAAUGGACAGCCGACGGCAACGGAAUUGUUCGCAGAGGCCAGUGCACAGAAGUACACAAUAAAUGGUGAAAUGUUCAGUGCGCAAUAUUUAUAUGAAUUGACACAGAAGCAUUUAAACAGUGCAGGCGCUUGCCUAUUUCAUGAAGGACUUCUAGAUUGUGCCAGGAUCAAGGAGCAGCUUAUCGGUGGUGCCUGUUUAUUGGUGCCUUACGAUGCCGACGUCAAUCAUGCACCCUGCCUGAGGUCCGGUCAUCGAGCCCAUUGGGCGCUGAUUGUGGGCUACCUAAUUGAUGACCAGGAUAAGUUUUUCGUGGUGGCACGCCAUGGCAAGACACGUAGCCUAGCUGUAUGGUCUUUGGUUUCUUUGAGCGAGAGCAAUGCAAAUCUUGUGGAAUUCGCGCAGCCCAAGGGUCAUGAAGGAUGCACUUUUCUGCUGCCGCCCGGCGGCAUAGACGGUGCUCUUGGUCUCAAGGAACGAUCCAUUCUAAUAACCGCGCUGCCACACAAAUUGAUUCGAGUGCGUUAAUGCUGGAAUUGCAACCGGCCCCCAUCUAAAGCUGGUUAAGGGUGGCUAAUACAAAAACAGUUUCGAUUUGUCUUUAAAUGUCAUAUAUAUAUAUAUAUUUAAUAAUACAAUUAUAAAUUACACAUCUUAUAA
Molecule: messenger RNA, 985 nt
Organism: Drosophila montana
Lineage: Eukaryota; Metazoa; Arthropoda; Insecta; Diptera; Drosophilidae
Product: actin maturation protease
Exons: 4
Coding region: 59-853 (264 amino acids)
Source: RefSeq, a predicted model, not a curated record